UUCGUUUCGUUCGUCAGGUUAGUUGGAUUGCAGCAUUCAUAGUGUGAGGAAGUGUUAGAGAUUCGUGUGGGAAAAGGAAGUUUUUCGAGGCAAUUUAAAAAUAUUUGACGGAGACAAUGUCUGACAAAGGAAUUUCUCAGAUGUCAGCUGGACGGGCACGUGGUCGUGGUCGUGGGCAACAGCCAGAGCCCGGCCCCAGCAGUGGAGGAAAUGGCAACGGACGCAGAGAUCCGACACGAGGCGCAGGCAGCGGCGUCGUUGUGCAUUCACAGGGUGGUAGCUACAGCGAUGCAGCUCAUCGUGUCCGACCGGGUGUUCCUGUGCAGCCGCUGUCGGCUGGCCGAGCUACGGCUCACUGCACUCAAGGUCCAUCGACAUCCAGGGGUGGUCCGGGUGAUGCUCAAGCGGCCCGAAGCAGUGAUCUGUCUCGUGGUGCUCGUCGUGGAAAUCGAGCCAUCAAUGACAUUAUUGUUACGCGACCAAGUGCACUUAAUACAAAGAAGGGAGAGACAGGGGAAGUGAUUGGACUGGUGGCCAAUUACUUUCGAAUCCUGAAGAAGCCCGAAUGGAAUAUUUACAAAUAUCGCGUGGAUUUUUCACCAGAUAUUGAACUUUUGGGCCACAGGAAGGCAAUGAUGCGUCAUCAUGUUCCGCGUUUGGGAUCUUUUCAGUUUGAUGGUACAAUCAUAUUUUCGCCCUACAAAUACCAAAACGAUCCGAUGAUUUUGAUCGACAAAGAUGAUAAAGAUCAAGCUAUACAGAUAACAAUUCGAUUUGUGGGUGAACUCCUGGCAACUGAUGGCCAAUACACGCAUCUCCUCAAUCUUAUCAUGAGGAGCACAAUUGAAAGCCUCAAUAUGCAGAGGGCAUAUGGACCAAAGGGUACCAAAUACUUUGAUGCUCUGCAGAAGAUUGAUAUACGCGAGCACAACUUGCAAGUGUGGCCAGGAUUCAGUACAUCCAUUCGCCAACAUGAAACUGACAUAAUGAUUUGCGCUGAAGUGACACACAAAGUCAUUCGCAUGGAGAGCUGCUAUCGAGCAAUGCAGGAAUGUGGCCGAAAUCAAGAUGAAGUAAAGCGCCUCCUGAUUGGUCAAAAUGUUGUAACUGAGUACAAUAAUUUAACUUAUCGCAUUGACGAUGUUGAUUUCCAACUUUCGCCAAAAUCUUCAUUCGAGAAGAAGUCUGGAGAGAAGAUCACAUUCAUCCAGUACUUCCGUGAUCGCUACAACGCCACUAUUCGUGAUCCCCAUCAGCCACUUCUGGUGUCCAGGGCAAAGGCACGUGAUAUCCGUGCUGGACGUCCGGAAGUGGUGAAUCUCGUGCCGGAAUUGUGCCGACUAACAGGAUUGACAGAUCAGCAAAGGACAAAUAACAGGCUGAUGAGGGAUAUGGCGCAGCAUACGAGGAUUGGUCCGCAAAUGCGUAUAAAGCGUUUUGUGGAUUUGAAUCGACGCAUUCAAAAUGAGCAGCGUGCUCAGGAGGUGAUGCAGAAGUGGGAAAUGAAACUCGAUAGGCAUCUUGUAGAGUUUCCAGGACGUGUUCUUCCGAAAGAAGAGAUUCGCUUUGGUGGUGACAUCUAUGAUAGGCCCAACAAUGAAGCUGAUUGGACUUUCUUGACGAAGAAGAAUCGGCUGUUUGAGUGCGAUCGAUUGGUCAAUUGGCAUGUUAUUUGCACAGAUAGAGAUUACAAUUUGACCACAAAAUUCCUCAGCAUGAUGAUGAGUACGGCUGGAAGGGCAGGAUUUCAGAUCAGUAAUGCCAAGUUCAUUCGCAUUCGAGAUGAUCGUUCCACAUCUUAUGUGCACGCCAUUGAACAGGCCUGCAAUGAUUCUACGCAAAUCAUAAUGUGUGUGGUGCCGAAUCAGAGUGGAGAUCGCUACAGUGCGAUCAAGAAGAAGUCCUUGGUGGACAGGGCAGUACCCACGCAAGUGAUGUGGACGAGGGUGAUGUCAAAUGAUAAAGUCCUGGGUGGAGCAGUGUCAAAGGUUAUGAUUCAGAUGAAUUGUAAACUUGGCAAUGCACCAUGGACUGUGAGGAUUCCCUUGAAGGGUGUAAUGAAUUGUGGCUUUGAUGUGACCUUCGAUGCCAAUGACAAAUCAAGGUCAUAUGGUGCCUUUGUGUCAACGAUGGAUCUAAGGCAGUGUAAUACUUACUAUUCGGCCAUUUCACAGCAUCGCCAUGGAGAGGAAAUGAGCAAUUUCCUUGUUGUGAAUAUGAUGAAGGCACUAAAGCAGUACGAGCAGAUUCACAAGGAACCGCCAGGUCGCAUCAUAUUCUAUCGCGAUGGUGUUGGCGAGGGUGAUCUCAGUCAUGUGAUGGAAUUCGAAGUCAGGAAGCUCGUUGAUGAUCUGAAGAAGGCAUAUGGGGAGAGAGCCCCAAAACUUGCUUAUAUCAUUGUGACCAAGAGGAUCAAUACGCGCAUCUUUAAGAAGAUCAAUGGAAGGGACGAAAUCCAGAAUCCACCUCCGGGAACUGUCGUUGACGAUGUCAUCACCCUUCCCGAACGCUAUGAUUUCUUCAUUGUGUCCCAGAGUACGCGCCAGGGCACAAUUGCUCCCACCAGUUACAACGUCAUUUACGAUCAAACGGGCCUUCCUGCUGAUAAAAUCCAAAUUUGGACAUACAAAAUGACCCAUCUCUAUUACAAUUGGAGUGGGAAUGUCAAGGUUCCAGCCGUUUGUCAGUAUGCCCAGAAGUUGGCCAUCCUCGUUGGUCAGCACAUUCAUGCCGAGCCAAAUGCGCUCCUCGAGAAGAGGCUCUACUUCCUCUAGAUACCUCACGAUUUUUCACCAUCCUAAGUCGUAUUCAAAAGUAAGUACGACGUUAUUAUUUUUUUCCUUCGUAAGUUUUCAAAAAUAUUUCCAUUUAUAUUUUUCUUUCAAUAAUCUUUCUCUUUUCUAUUGAAAUUGCUUGAUUUUUGUUAUUUUACUAAGAAUAAGCAAAAAAAAGAAAACAUUUAAAUUUCCAAAAGAGAAUUUAUAAACUUUGUUGUACUUUUUGCUACUAUAUGAAUUUUUCUUUUUCAUCCUUAUAAUUGCAUUUGUCUCAUGGAUAUUUUUUUAUGUACGCAAAGUAAGAUAGAAAAUGUUUAUUACUUUACGAUCACUUUGAAUUUUGAAAUCUUGCAUCUUUUACAUUUGUCAUUCUCAGCAACAAAGAAUGCAAACAAAAAAAUAUCCAUGCAUUUUUUCUAUUGUAAGCUCUAAAGUGCCUUAAUAAAAAUUGAAUUAUACUAAA
Phlebotomus papatasi is the source of this 3240-nucleotide messenger RNA. Its product is annotated as protein aubergine-like. Gene Ontology annotation, cellular component: P granule. The transcript is spliced from 5 exons. Gene Ontology annotation, biological process: regulatory ncRNA-mediated gene silencing. Bases 117 to 2774 code for a protein of 885 amino acids. Gene Ontology annotation, molecular function: piRNA binding; protein binding. Lineage: Eukaryota; Metazoa; Arthropoda; Insecta; Diptera; Psychodidae. The record is from RefSeq and is a predicted model, not a curated record.